UCCUAGCGUCACUUCUGAGGCGCCCUGGCGCGUUUCCAUAUGGGCCUCCCGGACCUGUUUCAUUAGACAUUACGGAGUUAGUCACAGCUCUGCCGCUUCCACUCUGCCCUGCGGAGCACGACAGAACUCUGCCUGUCCCCUGCCGCCUUCUCCAGGAGAAACCUCAGGGUCCUGCCUGCAAGGUGACAGAUACGUUUGCUCUACCGUGUGGUGGCUCGGAACCCCCCACCGCCAGGCCCCAGAGCUCGUGGGGCGGGACUCCCUGCCCGCGGCGGCCAGCAGACCGCAGCUAGAGCUGUGUGCUAUGAGAAGACAGUGACCAGUCCAGGCAGGUGCAGGCGGGCGGGGACCGCCGUGGAUGGAGCCACGACCAGAGGUCUUUGAGACCCCGGCCCCUAUGGAGGAAGGUGCUCUCUGCCAUGGUGAUGGGGGUACCCCUGCUUCUUGGGGUCCGCUAUUUCACAGCAGAGCCGCAGGAGAAGAGAAGGAUGAGGCUUGUAGUGGACGGUGUUGGGCGCUUCAGCAGGUCCCUGAGGGUCGGCGUCCAGAUCUCCUUGGACUACUGGUGGUGUGCAAACGUCGUCCUGCGAGGGGUGGAAGAGAACAGCCCGGGGUACUUGGAGGUGAUGUCUGCAUGUCACCAGCGGGCGGCUGAUGCCCUGGUGGCUGGGGCCAUCAGCAACGGGGGCCUCUACGUGAAGCUGGGCCAGGGACUGUGCUCCUUCAACCACCUGCUGCCCCCGGAGUAUAUCAAGACCCUGCGUGUGCUGGAGGACCGAGCCCUCACCCGCGGCUUCCGGGAGGUGGACGAGCUAUUCCUUGAGGACUUCCAGGCCCUUCCCCACAAGCUCUUCCAGGAGUUUGACUACCAGCCCAUCGCUGCCGCAAGCCUGGCACAGGUGCACCGAGCCAAGCUGCACGACGGCACGAAUGUGGCCGUGAAGGUGCAGUACAUCGAUCUGCGGGACCGCUUUGACGGGGACAUCCACACUCUGGAGCUCCUGCUCCAGCUCGUCGAGCUCAUGCACCCCAGCUUCGGCUUUAGCUGGGUGCUCCAGGACCUGAAGGGCACCCUGGCCCAGGAGCUGGACUUCGAGAACGAGGCCCGAAACGCUGAGCGCUGUGCACGGGAGCUGCAGCACUUCCACUAUGUCGUGGUCCCCCGCGUGCACUGGGACACGUCCAGCAAGCGUGUGCUGACAGCUGAAUUCUGUGAAGGCUGCAAGGUCAACGACGUGGAGGCCAUCAAGACCAUGGGGCUGGCGGCAAAGGAUAUAGCAGAGAAGCUCAUUGAGGCUUUUGCUGAGCAGAUAUUUUACACAGGCUUCAUCCACUCUGACCCCCACCCUGGCAAUGUUCUGGUGCGGAAAGGCCCGGAUGGGAAGGCACAGCUGGUGCUGCUGGACCACGGGCUCUACCAGUUUCUGGAUGAGAAGGACCGGGCAGCCCUGUGCCAGCUGUGGCGAGCCAUCAUCCUGAGGGACGAGGCGGCGAUGAAGACACACGCAGCUGCACUCGGGGUGCAAGACUACUUCCUCUUCUCUGAGAUGCUCAUGCAGCGGCCCGUGCGCCUGGGGCAGCUGUGGCGCUCACACGUGCUGAGCCGCGAGGAGAUGGCCUACAUGCAGGCCAGGGCGCGGGAGCACUUCGAGGGCGUCAUGGGGGUGCUCAAGGCCCUGCCGCGGCCCAUGCUGCUCGUGCUGCGCAACAUCAACACCGUGCGCGCCGUCAAUGCCGCCCUGGGCUCCCCCACCGACCGCUAUUUCCUUAUGGCCAAAAGUGCGGUCAGGAGCUGGAGCCGCCUGGCAGGUGCAGCGUACCAGAGAGUCUACGGUGCCAGCCUCCUGCGCCACAUCAAGGUCAUCUGGGAGAUGUUCAAGUUUGAAGUGGCCCUAAGGCUGGAGACCCUAGCAAUGCGGCUCACUGCCCUCCUGGUUCGGCUCUUGGCCCACCUGGGCUUCCUGCCCGAGGCCCAGGAGCUCUCCCAGUACCUGGAGACCUAGGGAGGCCUGGGCCAGAGGCCCUCAGAGCUCACCCGGCGUCCGACCAACAGAUCAAGGCUGGAGGCCCGCGUGCCCCCCAAGACCUGGGGGCGGGGGACAACACAGGGCUGCACCCACAACCUGGCCGGGAGACUCUAUAAUGACCACAAGCUCUUUUCAAAUCAAA
This is a messenger RNA of Hyaena hyaena (striped hyena), 2169 nucleotides long. RefSeq names its product aarF domain containing kinase 5 (gene ADCK5). NCBI's taxonomy places the organism in Eukaryota, Metazoa, Chordata, Mammalia, Carnivora, Hyaenidae. The transcript has 16 exons. Bases 420 to 2003 code for a protein of 527 amino acids. The record is from RefSeq and is a predicted model, not a curated record.